GCAGGGGGCCUGACGCCCCCCCACACCCCCCGCCGGAGGUCCGCCCGUCGCGCCAUGGCGGCCCGCGAGCCCCCCGCCGCACCUGCGGCCGACGAGCCGGGGGGCCCGGGCGGCCCCCCGCGCAGGAAGAAGUCCCGCUCCGGCGCGUCCGGCCUCCGCCGCGCCUUCAGCUGGCUGCGGGGCAAGCGGCGCAAGAAGAAGGCGGCGGGGGCCGAGGGAGCCGAAUCGGCCGCCCCCCGGGCCAAGAAGGCGGACGACAAGGCCAGGAGGGCCAAGGCUAAAGGCCAAGGCUCUGCCAAGGCUGAGAGUGACAAACGUCUAAGUGUGGGGCCUGGCCAGGGGCCAGGGUCCGUAGUGGAUGAGCACCAGGACAAUGUCUUCUUCCCCAGUGGGCGGCCGCCUCACCUGGAAGAGCUGCACACACAGGCCCAGGAGGGGCUCCGUUCCCUACAGCACCAAGAAAAACAGAAACUGAAUAAGGGUGGCUGGGACCAUGGAGACACCCAGAGCAUCCAGUCUUCCCGGAUGGGGCCGGAUGAAGAUAGCAUCUCCUUCUGCAGCCAGACCACAUCCUACACGGCUGAGAGCUCCACAGCAGAGGAUGCUCUCUCUAUCCGCUCAGAGAUGAUCCAGCGCAAAGGCUCUACCUUCCGACCCCAUGACUCAUUUUCCAAAUCGUCUGGGAAGUCAGGGCGGCGGCGGCGCGAGAGGCGGAGCACGGUGCUGGGACUGCCGCAGCACGUGCAGAAGGAGCUCGGCCUGCGGCACGAGCGUGAGGCACCAGGUAGCCCUCGGCCUCCUGGUCCUCGGGAUGCGCUGCGCAUCCCCACGGUGGACGGCCGCCCCGCGGGCCCGGUCUCGGGGACCGGCGCCCGGGUGUCCCUGCAGGCGCUGGAGGCGCAGGCCGAGGCUGGUGCCGAGGUGGAGGCCAUGCUGCAGCGCCACAUGGACCGUAUCUACCGGGAUGACACCCUCGUUGGGCGGUCCACUGGGCCCCGGCCCCCGCCGGUGAUCCGGCCCAUGUCCUUAGCGGUGCCCGGCCUGACGGGAGGGGCAGGGCCUCCAGAGCGCCUGAGCCCAGCCAUGUCCAUCUCGCCCCAGGCCACCUACUUGUCGAAACUGAUCCCGCACGCUGUGCUGCCACCCACCGUGGACGUGGUGGCCCUGGGCCGCUGCAGCCUGCGCACCCUGAGCCGCCGCAGCCUGCUCUCAGCCAGCCCGGCCUCUGUCCACUCGCUGGGCCGCUUCUCCUCGGCCUCCAGUCCGCGGCCCCGCAGCCGCCAGCCUUCCUCCUCCAGUGACACCUGGAGCCACUCUCAGUCCUCAGAGACGAUCGUGUCUGACGGCUCCACUCUCUCCUCCAAGGGUGGCUCUGAGGGUCGGCCCGAGAGCUCUGUGGCUAGCCAUAGUGUGGCACCCCUUCCCCAGGGGGGCAGCGGGAGGGGCUCUCCCAGCGGGGGCAGCACGGCCGAGGCCUCGGACACCGUCAGCAUUCGGAGCAGCGGGCAGUUGUCGGGCCGGAGCGUGUCCCUGCGGAAGCUGAAGCGGCCCCCCCCGCCUCCCCGCCGGACCUACUCACUCCAUCAGCGGGGCCCGGCAGCCCCCGACAGGCCCUUGGGGUUGCCGCCUAAGCCUGAGCGGAAGCAGCCGCUGCAGCUGCCCCGGCCGCCCACCACCGGUGGGUCAGAAGGGAUGGGGGCAGCCCCCUGUCCCUCCAGCUCAGCGGGCACCUGGGUGCCUGGCUUGUCUCCAGGGGGCUCCCGGCGUCCCCCACGCUCCCCAGAACGGACGCUCUCACCCUCCAGUGGGUACUCGAGCCAGAGUGGUACCCCUACCCUCCCUCCCAAGGGUCUCACAGGGGCUCCUGCUUCCCCGGGCAAGGCCCAACCCCCUAAACCAGAGCGUGUCACUUCCCUUCGGUCUCCUGGGGCCUCUGUCUCCUCCUCCCUCACCUCUCUCUGUUCCUCAUCCUCUGACCCAGUCCCCUCAGACCGUUCUGGUACACAGAUGUCGACCACCCUGGGUGACAGGUUUGCCAUACCUCCUCACCCCAAGGUGCCUGCCCCCUUCUCCCCACCCCCUUCCAAGUCCAAGAGUCCUAACCAAGCGGCCCCUGCUCCGGUUGCUCCUGCUGUGGUCCCUGGGCCCGUCUCUACCACUGAUGUGAGUCCUGAGCCUCUGCCAACUCCGCAGACCUCCCUGAUCCCACCACAGGAGUCUCCCAUUGCCUCCAAAGACAAGUCACCCCCACCAUCCCCACCCCCAUCUUACCAUCCUCCCCCCCCACCCACUAAGAAGCCAGAGGUGGUUGAGGCCCUGUCUGCCCCAGAGACUGCUGAGGAGCCCCUCCAAGACCCCAGCUGGCCCCCACCCCCGCCUCCUGCACCGGAGGAGCACGACCUGUCCAUGGCUGACUUUCCCCCACCUGAGGAGGCCUUUUUCUCUGUGGCUGGCCCUGAGCCUGCGGGCCCUCCAGAUGCCCCAGAGCCUGUCAGAUCCCUGGCUGCUUCGUCCUUCCCAGUUACCGUCUCUUCCCAGAGCCAGCUCCCCCGUUCCCCAGAGCCGCCUCCAGCUCCACCAGCCCCACCUCCUGCUGCUUCUGUCCCAGGGCUUCUGGCCAAGGUCCCUCGGAAGGAACCAGUGGGCUGCAGCAAAGGCAGUGCGGCCCCCAGGGAGGAUGCUGGUGCACCCCUGGUCACGCCCUCGCUCCUGCAGAUGGUGCGGCUGCGCUCUGUGGGCGCUCCUGCAGUAGCUGCGACCCCGGCACCCGGGCCAUCCGCCCCCCAGAAGCCGCUCCGGAGAGCCCUGUCAGGGCGGGCCAGCCCAGCGCCUGGCCCCUCCUCAGGGCUCCAUGCUGCUGUCCGACUCAAGGCCUCCAGUCUGGCUGCCAGCAAGGACCCUGUGAGUGGCCAGCCCAAUGGACCACCUGAGGCGGAGCCACGGUCUCCCCAGUCCCCUGCCUCUAUGGCCAGCUUCAUCUUCUCCAAGGGCACCAAGAAGCUGCAGCUGGAGCGGCCAGUGUCCCCUGAGGCCCAGGCUGACCUCCAGCGGAAUCUGGUGGCUGAACUUCGGAACAUCUCGGAGCAGCGGCCAUCCCAAGCCCCAAAGAAGCCACCUAAAGCUCCCCCACCCGUGGCCCGCAAGCCCCCAGUGGGGGUCCUGCCAUCCACCUCCCCCACCUUUCCUCGGGUCGAGUCCCUUCCUGCUCCUCCCACCGACGGGCUCCUUCGAGCUGAGGACAGGACUAAGGGGGAGCCGGUGGAGAACGGAAGCAUCGUGCAGCUGGUGGGCCCCGAGGAGCAGAAGCUGGGCCCGCCUGGCUCAGACCCACAGAAAGAGCUGGUCUGACCACCAGGCACCUCGCUGGCACUGCUGACCCAUCCCAGGAACAUAAUCUCAGGGACCUGAGCAGCUCCAAGGACGAGAGAAUAUGGCAGAUCUAGUAGAGAGGACGCCUGCAGCCUUAACCGUCACAGCCUUCGAUAUUUAUGCAAGCCUGGUGGUGAUCCUGUCCUCCGAGUCAUCCAGCACAUGCCUUUUCCCCCUGAAUGGAUUCCCCUCUGGCCGCUUGUCUUGGCCUUGGCCUCAUCUCGGAGGAGGUAGCUGGUGGGAGCGGGUGGCUGCGCCCCCUGCUGGCCUCGAGGCCGCACAGUUGGGAGCAGAGCAUCUCAUUUGAGUUUCUUUCCUUUUACCCGCCAUGUCCAAAUCAUGCACAUACGGUAGUCCCGAAUCAACGCACUUUUGAAAAGCAGCUGCGUGUCCAUCCUCCAGGGCCCACGAAGCCACAUUCCAAGGGCCUGUUUACAUGGCGGCAGCAUCAGUCCCCGUUUAGCCAGCCCAUAGCUGGGACCAAUCUGACCCCUCCCUCUGAUCCGGUUUGCCCAUUUCUUAGUUCUUGGAGGUGGGCGAGUCACUAUUCCCACAGGUUUCUCCAGGCUGGAGGCAGGAGCGGGGCUGUGGAAUUUCCAAAGCACAAAGGGUGCAGCAGGGGUUAGCCCUCCUGUGCCUCAACUUAGCACCAACCACCCUCCUUGCCUUCUAGUUCUGCCAGGUGCUCCAUGCCGGGGACAAGAAGUGGGGGACCGCCAGGGCCUAAAUGGGGGUGGGGGUGGGGGAGAGGAACCAGACGGGAGGUCCACAGGCCCUCUGUCUUCAGAGAGUAGGAGAACGGAAUAGGGAGACAUCUCAGUGGGCACUUGGUGAUGCCAAGCAUCCGCCCCUUGUCUCACUGGGUCAGGUUGGGGUGGGCAGGCGCUACACUUACGAGGCAGGAGCCCAUGGGCUGUGGCAAAGCUGUGUCCCUUUCAGCUGGGCAGGAAGUCCUGAGGAGGUGGGUGGAGGGGUCUGGCCGGGGGGAGCGCUUGUUUGGGCAGUGGGCCCGGACCUGGCCCUACAGAUUACAUUCUGUGACCUUUCUCUUUACUCAGUGCAUGUUCUUUCUGCAGCUGCCUUUUAGCCCAGGCGGUUUCACGGGGUUGGGGUGGGGGGUGGGGGCGCUGGCGCUGAGUGACAAGGAUGGGAACCCAAAGGUGCAUUCUAUUGCAGACUCUUCCCUAGUCAAUGAAGGGGGGUUCUGUGCUCCUAGGGAGCAGGCUGGGUGAUUGCUCCCUGGCCGUCAGCCUCUGCUACUGAGCUCUCCUCUAGGAAUUUUAAUGACCUCUUUUCAGCCUGUGCCACCUCUCUAGGUAAGCUGGCUUCCCCACCGGCUCCGGCGCUUCCCUCCAGUCGUGUGGCUCCCACCUGGGCCACCCCUUCUGUCCUGAUCCUCUUUCCUCAACAGUGACUUGGGCUUGAGCCUGGCAAGGAACCUCACUUUUAGCUGCUUCUCUGGAAAGACUGAACCCCUCCCAGAACAAGAGCUGGGAACACAGGGGAUGUGGUACGAGAGCCCAGGUUCCUCUGGCCCGCCCUCACACUGUCUUCUCCCUGUAGCUGUCAACCACAGUUGUUCCCUUGCCCCAUGGGUGAGGGAGAGCAGCUACUGGGUACCCAUUGCACCUGCCCAGUGAGCUGGAGAAAGAGGAUAGUCAGUAUGCACUGCUCUGCUCAGAGCUCCUGACCCAAUGCCCUGGGAACCAAGACCAGGCCAACGCCUCCACGAGACCAGGCUCUGGCGGCAACCCAGAGCUGCUGGAGGUGGGAGGGAGCCCAGCUUCUGUGUUUCUUGCUCUCCCCUCUCAAUGUUACUUGAGCUCCUUAUCCUCAGCUAGAAUCUUCUGAGCUUGUUUCCCCACUGGGUGGGACAGAGUACAAAGGAGAAGGGAGGAUCUAGAAGAGGCAACCCUUCUUUGUCCUCUGGGGUAAAUGUGCUUGACCUAGUGCAAAUGGAGAGACCAAAAGCCUCUGAUUUUUAAUUUCCAUAAAACUGUUAGAGAGAGAAGUAUAUAUAUAUUUCUUUAAAUUUUUGAGUCUUUGAUAUGUCUAUACAAACAAUCCAUUCCCUCUGCCCUGAAGCCUGAGUGAGACACGUGAAAAAGCUCUGUGUGUGUUUCAUUCAAAGGUGUUAAUUAAAUGAUUAA
Molecule: messenger RNA, 5519 nt
Organism: Neomonachus schauinslandi (Hawaiian monk seal)
Lineage: Eukaryota; Metazoa; Chordata; Mammalia; Carnivora; Phocidae
Gene: NHSL3
Product: KIAA1522 ortholog
Exons: 7
Coding region: 55-3348 (1097 amino acids)
Biological process (GO): cell differentiation
Source: RefSeq, a predicted model, not a curated record